GGUUGAAAAUAAUAUCUGGGAAUAUGCUUUGGUCAUUUCACCAUGACUUUUAUUGGCAUCUUGUGAAAAAUUUAUAUAUUUGUGUCAUUUCACCUGUGUUUAUCCUUGUUAGCUGAAUGGUUAGGAUUUAAUCAUUUUGUUUGACCUGGAAACCUCUGGUUAAGCACAGAAAUUGUUUGGAAAGAUCUGGGGACUUAUUUAUUGCUUUUAAUAUGCGCUGUCCAUUCUUUAAAUCAUUGAGUGUGUGUGUGUGUGUUCAUAUACAUGUAGCUAUAUAUGUGUAGCUGGAUUGAGCUGUCCAUAUAAAGUUAAUAACCUGUAAAAGUAUUUGUUGAAUUGUUAUAGUUCAGGAAAAGUACAAAAUAAAAAUGGGUUCGGCAAGGCAAGUCUCAACUACUGUAGGAAAUGAUAGUUUUAGGCAUAUAAAUCAUUGAGUCAUUUUAUUCGUUGUUGGAUCAAUUAUUUGGAUUGACCAGAACAGGCACAGGAACAUAGGAAACCAUGGCUGUUUUAAACAUUACAGCUUGAGAUUAUUUUUGCUUGAAUCUUACCUAAUACGGUGAUAAGAUAUUGUCUUUAUCUUGUUUAUUAGUUGUAUAUUACAAAGGUUCAAACCUAAUAUUAAUUUUAAAGCAAGUAUGUCAACUCUCUUGCUGAUUUGUAUACCUAAACUUAAUUUCAGUCAUACGUUUCGUCUUUUCUAAUCUGAUGUUGUCUGUGUGUUGAGCGUGUGUCGUUGUCGUUGUGGGCAGCUGUUUUUUUUCAUUGUUUACUGGACUGGUGUGCUGAAUAUUCAUGUUUUGUCUGUACAUAUACAUAUAUGUAUGUAUGUUUGUUUCUAUAGGUUUCUGUGCUUGAACUGCCCGGACUAUCUGGUAAAGACUGCAUAGAAGAACACCAUCACAAUAUCUCUCUGCAGUUUUAAAUUUCGAGGUGUUAUAUUUUUAAGCUUUUUCAUAAUCAAGAUUUAGUGGAGAUUGCAGAGCUUGAGGUUAGCUAAGAAGUGAUCAUCUCUUACUCAAUUUCUGCUAGUUGGUAGAACUUUAAUGGAGAAUAGCAAGAAGGACCAAUCCUCUCAGGGCGAUCAGGCUGAAUCACUUCCAUCGUUGAUCAAGGCCAUUGGUGAUCAUGAGGUGGCUGGUUUUGAUAGUACUCAAGAUGCAAAAACCUUUCAUCAUUUGAACGCCUCGACUUUUGGUAUUGAAGCAGCUGCAAGAGGAGAUGACAGUGUUCGAUAUAUGCCAGAAAGGACGCAUUCUCUAUCCAUUAGCAUGCCCUCCUCCCCUAUUGAAAAUUGCAUGCCUAACACAAAGAAAGUUGUCUUCAGAGAUGAUGUUAGAACUAUCAGCCAUGAAAUUCCUAACCCUACUGCUAUGUAUGAAAAUUUCGGCAAUCCGAAGAAGAAGGCCAAGUUUUACUCCCAGCCAAUGCCGAAAGGUUCUGUGCUGAAUGAGGCUGCCAUGAAUGGAUACAAUUCCAACCUUCCACGAUCGAAUCCUCCAAAUAAGCUGAGAGAUCACAGAUUUGACUCUUUCAAGACAUGGUCUGGAAGACUCGAGAGACAAAUAUCAAUUCUCCGAGGUAAACGUAGAGAACCUGAGCAAAAUCCUCCUGCUCAGCAGCAUUCAGAAGUAGAUACUUUACCCGUGGAUCGAUAUUUUGAUGCAUUGGAAGGUCCAGAAUUGGAUACACUACGGGCCACAGAAACAUCAGCUCUUCCAGACGACAAGACAUGGCCAUUCCUUCUACGAUUUCCCGUCUCUUCAUUUGGUAUCUGUCUUGGAGUUAGCAGCCAAGCCAUCAUGUGGAAAACCUUGGCCUCUGUUGAUUCCACAAAGUUCCUACACGUGAACAUAGAUGUGAAUCUUAUUCUCUGGCUCAUAUCUGUGGCGCUUGUCGUGAUCAUCUCAAUCAUUUAUGGUCUGAAAGUGAUUUUCUACUUUGAAGCUGUUCGUCGCGAGUAUUACCAUCCAAUACGUAUCAACUUCUUCUUUGCUCCUUGGAUCGCUCUUCUCUUCUUGGCUCUUGGUGUCCCCCCAGCAAUUACUAAAACACUGCACGCAUCCCUUUGGUAUGUUCUCAUGGUUCCCUUUCUCUGCCUCGAGCUUAAAAUCUAUGGACAGUGGAUGUCUGGAGGACAGAGGAGGCUAUCCAAAGUGGCUACCCCUGUAAAUCAUCUCUCUGUAGUUGGUAACUUUGUCGGCGCUUUGCUCGGUGCUUCAAUGGGACUCAAAGAAGGGCCUAUCUUCUUCUUUGCUGUGGGGCUUGCUCAUUACACUGUCUUGUUCGUCACAUUAUACCAGAGACUUCCCACGAACGAAACUCUCCCAAAGGAGCUCCACCCGGUUUUCUUCCUUUUUGUGGCUGCACCUAGCGUCGCCUCCAUGGCUUGGGCUCGGAUUCAAGGGUCCUUCGACUAUGGUUCCCGUAUUGCUUAUUUCAUCGCCAUGUUCCUUUAUUUCUCACUGGCUGUCCGCGUUAACUUCUUCCGGGGCAUUAGGUUUUCGUUGGCAUGGUGGGCAUACACAUUUCCGAUGACCGGAGCAGCCAUCGCAACCAUCAGAUACACAGAGGCAGUGUCCAACACAGUGACCAAAACAUUAACCGUCAUCCUCUGCCUUGUCGCCACACUUACGGUGGCAGCAUUACUCGUUACAACCAUAAUCUACGCCUUUGUGCUCCGGGACUUAUUCCCUAACGACGAUGCCAUUGCCAUAAGUGAUCGUAGACCUAAAACAACUUGGAGAUGGUACCACAGGAGGUCAGGCAGCACAGACAGCAACAUCGAACAGUACCUCAAGUAUGCGUGCUCGGAUGAAAAUGACAUUGAGGCUGGCGUUAGUCCUCCGACACAGUGUAACCAAGCGAGUUCCGUCAAAGGUGCUUGAAGCAAACAAUGGAAGUUUGAUGUUGAUUGAGAUGAGAAUGAGCUUUAUGAAAUUUUGCAGCUGCAGAUAUUUCAUGGCUUAUUUGAUCAUUCUGUGUAACGAAAAAUUGGAAUGAGAUGUUAUGAUGCUAUAGCUAUAGUCCAGUGCGAGCUUUUAAACAUGCAAUGUAAAAUAUAUGAAUAAAAGACAUGGUGGAAAAAGAUUCCUCGCACAACAA
Molecule: messenger RNA, 3105 nt
Organism: Andrographis paniculata
Lineage: Eukaryota; Viridiplantae; Streptophyta; Magnoliopsida; Lamiales; Acanthaceae
Product: S-type anion channel SLAH2-like
Exons: 6
Coding region: 1047-2888 (613 amino acids)
Biological process (GO): transmembrane transport; intracellular monoatomic ion homeostasis
Cellular component (GO): membrane
Molecular function (GO): voltage-gated monoatomic anion channel activity
Source: RefSeq, a predicted model, not a curated record